This is a messenger RNA of Symbiodinium sp. CCMP2456, 2037 nucleotides long. Lineage: Eukaryota; Dinophyceae; Suessiales; Symbiodiniaceae. The record is from the annotation of a GenBank genome assembly.
AUGUUGGAGCGACAUAACCUGUCGCGUCGGGAAAUGGGUGUGGAUCUCCUCAGCAUUGAUGGAAGCAAAGCAAUUCUUUGCCGAUGUGGGGGCGAGAAUUCCACUGUAAGCCACUGCGAGAUCAAGCGCUUCCUGCGCACGGCCAGAUGGGUUUGUCAGGCCGAUGAGCUCGUGCUGGUCACGAGAUGGGCCACCAAGCUUAGCAGUGACUCCAAGAAGUGGCUCAGACAAUACAAUGCCAAGCACGUGGUCAUCAGCAAAAGCGAGAUCCAACGGCAGUCGGCUGCAGGGAGCCCAACACCAAGUAGCCAGGCCGAUGCUGCUGCAUCCGGAUCUCCGCCAUUGCGCCCUUGCCAGCAGGCCUGCCUGGAAGCAUGUGCGAAGGGGGCUCGCGUGAUCCAGAUGGCUUGUGGCACUGGCAAGACACGGGUGAUCCGGGAGUUGGCCCAGAACAUUUCCGGGAAGGUACUGGUCAUCGUGCCGUCGCGGUUGCUCCUGGAGCAGUUCGCUGCAGAGUUUCCAACUUUCUGCAAGGUGGGCACCGGCUACAACACGAAUAUCAACAAAAGUGCUUUGGGCUUCAUUGCGGUCUCAGACUCCGUGCAUCUACUGGAGAAGAUCGAUAUUGAAGCCGUUUUCGUGGAUGAAGCCCACCAUCCCCUACCACCAGGGAUGCCGGGGACCGAGGAGCUCUUCCUGUUUUCAGCGACACAUCGCGAUACUGCAGAUUUCGAGUACAGCAUGGGCAAGGCUGUAGAGGAUGGAGUUCUUUGCGACUACGACCUGACCGUGCCUUUUGUUUCAGGCGGUCACGCCUAUGUAGGUUUGGCACAUCUCCUGCUGCAUCAUCCAGGCCGCUUCAGGCGAGUACUUGCAUACUGCAACACCGUGAAUGAAGCGAAGCUUGUCCAGCACGCGUUUGAAGAAGUUGGCAUGGCAGCAUGGCAUAUCAACGGGCGUACAAACCCCAGGAAGCGGGAAGAGGUGAUGCAGGCGUUUUCUGGAAGAAUGCAGAAGCCAGUCCAUGUUCUUGUGACAGUACAAGUGUUGGGGGAAGGUGUGAACAUUCCCAAUGCUGACACAUGCAUGUUCGUGGAGCCACGAGACAGCUACACCAGCAUUGUUCAGGCUGUUGGUCGUGUAUUGCGUCAGCACACGGCCAAGCCACUAGCUCACAUCAUUCUCCCUGCAGUGACUCUGCCGGCAGAAGAGCACACUCUCGUAGGUGGUGGCUUGAAUGAAGCAGGACUCAUGGGUUCAUCCAGUCAUGUUGAUAGCUAUAUUCAAGCGGACAGCUAUGGUCAGGCUUCCGGUGCACAUCCUCUCAAUCGGAGCUUGCUCGUUGGAUCCACGACAGCUUUUCAACAGAGCUCAUCUGUCACCGAUGCGAACCAUGAGGAACCACACCGUGUCAUGGAUUCGGGCUCGAAGUCGCACUUCCGCGAAGUUGCUUCAGGAAACUUAGAGGGAGUACGUUUGAGAAAAUCCGAUUCGGAGGUGCCCGCAAAUUCCUCGCAGGAGGCCUUGAGGGCUAGCUGCCCGCGUGUCGUGGAUGUGCUGCGCACAUCAGAAUAUGGUCCACACACCGACGAAGCUGAAGAUAACUCCGAACAUUUGACAGCAUUGGAUGGAUCAGGAAGAGCUUCGGCUGAAGCACGUGCUGCUCGAAAAGCAUCGACGGCUCGGCGACAGCCAUCCUUGUGUUUGAAGGACGACUUGAAAGCCCGUGCGGAGCAUCGCAUCGAAGAAAUGUUGCAAGACCUUCAUGUGCCGGACAGUUCUGCAUUGUUUCGAGCUGCUCCCGGCAGCGUCAACAGCGGUCGCAUCACAUCAACUAUCACGGUAAGCGCCCUGCAAUCCCCAAGUCUGCCGGAAGCUAUGCAACGCAGAGCCGGCUCAGAAGCACCGUUGACACAGCUUGUCGCGACUUACCAUCGAGUGAAGCUCUCGGGGAUCUCUGGCGCUCAAAGAGACCAGAGCUUUUCGCAACUUGAGCGUUUCUUGUCCGUUCUCAGCCGUGCUGACAGCCGAUUGGCU